Ilex paraguariensis (yerba mate) is the source of this 267-nucleotide messenger RNA. The record is from the annotation of a GenBank genome assembly. Lineage: Eukaryota; Viridiplantae; Streptophyta; Magnoliopsida; Aquifoliales; Aquifoliaceae.
AUGAGAAUUGAGAAGAGAGAGAUGGCGUCGAAGGUGUUGGUGAAAGCAAAAGGAAAGGCAGGAGCAAAGGGAUCAAAGGGCGGUUCUGGUGGGGCGAACGAGAGCAACCGUUGGACAAACACAUCGAAGUGCGUGAAAGAUUGGAGCACCUGGGCGAUCAAGAAGGCGAAGGUGGUGACCCACUACGGAUUCAUCCCAUUGGUCAUCGUCAUUGGCAUGAACUCCGAGCCAAAACCCAGCAUUUACCAACUUCUCAGCCCCGUUUAA